Molecule: messenger RNA, 1585 nt
Organism: Erythranthe guttata (spotted monkey flower)
Lineage: Eukaryota; Viridiplantae; Streptophyta; Magnoliopsida; Lamiales; Phrymaceae
Gene: PHT4;6
Product: phosphate transporter 4;6
Biological process (GO): transmembrane transport
Molecular function (GO): transmembrane transporter activity
Source: RefSeq, a predicted model, not a curated record
UUCAUUUCUUUUCUCGUAAUCUGCUGCUGGGGAACCCUUUUCGCUUUUGAGGAGGAGGAGGAGGAGGAGGACGACUUGAGAAAUCCUCCACCAAGAAAGAAAGAUCUGGUUUCUCCCUUCAUGAAACCAAAAGAGAAUGAAGAUCACAAAUGUCCCAAAACGCUACAUAAUUGUAGUAUUGACAUUCAUCUGCACUUGCGUCUGCUACAUAGAACGAGUGGGCUUCUCCAUUGCAUACACUGCAGCCGCUGAUGCCGCUGGAAUUAACCAGUCUAGCAAAGGCAUGAUUCUCUCAACCUUCUAUUACGGGUAUGCCUGUUCACAAGUUCCUGGCGGCUGGGCAGCUCAGAAAAUCGGUGGAAGAACUGUUCUCUUACUUUCCUUUCUCUUGUGGUCUCUGACUUGUGCUUUCGUACCCUUGGAUCCAAAUCGGGUCACACUUAUGGUACUAGCUCGUUUGCUUGUUGGAGUGGCACAGGGCUUCAUCUUUCCCUCCAUCCACACUGUACUUGCACAGUGGGUCCCACCACAUGAAAGAUCAAGAUCAGUUUCUCUUACAACCUCUGGUAUGUAUUUCGGUGCAGCUGUAGGAACGCUUUUGCUCCCGUCACUGGUCAAGUUUCGGGGCCCACAAUCAGUAUUUGUGGCCGAAGCUUCUUUAGGUGCUAUGUGGUCCCUACUUUGGUUUAGGUACGCCAGCGACCCCCCUCGUUCUGAGCAUCCGAAGGCUACAGCUGCUGGUUUUGGUGAAUCAAUGCUUCCAAUCAAAGAAAAUCAUCAAAAGACAAAAAUAGAAAAUGGAGUACAUUCAACUCGAACAACAACAAAUAUUCCUUGGAAGAGAAUUAUGCUCAGUUUGCCUAUUUGGGCGAUUGUGGUAAAUAAUUUUACUUUCCACUACGGCCUAUAUGUACUCAUGAAUUGGCUUCCGACGUAUUUCGAAUUGGGGCUCCAGCACAGCCUUCAAGAGAUGGGGUCUUCUAAAAUGAUACCUUAUCUGAACAUGUUUUUGUUCUCGAACAUCGGUGGUGUGAUAGCGGAUCACUUGAUCACCAGGAGAAUUAUGUCUGUGACUAGAACAAGGAAGCUUCUAAACACGGUUGGAUUUGUGGUGGCUUCAAUUGCAUUGAUGGCAAUUCCGUUGUUCAGAACACCAAACGGGGCUGUGUUUUGUUCUUCGGUGGCUCUCGGUUUCUUGGCAUUUGCAAGAGCUGGAUUUGCAGUGAAUCACAUGGAUGUUGCUCCAAGAUAUGCAGGGAUUGUUAUGGGGGUAUCUAAUACAGCUGGCACUUUAGCAGGGGUGAUUGGGGUUGAUCUUACCGGUAGACUUCUUGAGGCGGCUAAGGCGGCACAGUUGGAUCUGACAAGCCCAGAUAGCUGGAGAGCGGUUUUUGUAAUACCAGGCUCACUCUGUAUCUUCAGUUCACUCGUCUUUCUUUUGUUAUCCACAGGUGACAGGAUUUUUGACUGACUCAGACAACUAACUAAACUUUUUUUGUGUUGAACAUUGUAAUACUUGAUGAUAUUCUUGCUGAUACCAUUCUUUAUGGUUUCUGCUUCAUAAAUAAAUUAGCCUUCCGAGUUC